GCGCGCCCGCCCGGGGGUCCUGCAGGCAACCCCGUCGUCAGGUGCGUUGCUGCAGGCCCUGCGGCUCCGAAGCAGCAGCAAAGACACCUAUCAUUCGCUGAGUUGAGAACAACUUUUCCGUCUACCUGGGAGAAUCUUUUCCCAUCUCUGAGGAAGAAAGAUGUCGUCGGAUGGGAGUUUCGCAGACAAGAAUUUCUGCUAUCUCAUCUCGUGUUUCAGGGCCAGAGUGAAAAGGUACAUCCAGGUGGAACCAGUAUUGGACUACCUGACUUUUCUAUCUCCAGAAGUGAAAGAGCAUAUUCAGAGGACGGCCGCCACCACUGGGGACAUUCAGGCAGCUGAUCUGCUUCUGAACACCUUGGAGAGGGGGAACUGGCCGCUCGGCUGGGCUAGGAUGUUCGUAGAGGCCCUCCGGCAAGCAGGCAACCCCUUAGCCGCCCGCUAUGUGAACCCAGAGCUCACGGACUUGCCUUCUCCAUCGUUUGAGAACGCUCACGAUGAGUGUCUCCAACUGCUGAACCUUCUUCAGCCCACACUGGUGGACAAGCUUCUGGUUGCAGAUGUCUUGGAUAAAUGUGUGGAGGAGAAACUGUUGACAGUUGAAGACAGAAAUCGGGUUUCUGCUGCAGAAAAUAAUGGAAAUGAAGCAGGGGUAAGAGAGCUACUGAAAAGGAUUGUGCAGAAAGAAAACUGGUUUUCUACAUUUCUAACUAUUCUGAGGCAGACGGGAAAUGAUGAGCUUGCCCAGGAGUUAACAGGCACCAAUUGUUGUGAAGACAAUACAGAGUCUGAGAAUUUAUCACAAGAAGAUGGUCUCGAAGUCAAAGAGCCACUCCUUUUAGCCACGGAGCAGCCAAAUCUGGAGGUCUGGGACAUAGAGAAUAGUUCACUGGAAUCGUCUCUUGCAGAUUCUUCUAUAGUUUCAGAAUCAGACACAAGUUUGGCAGAAGGAAGUGUCAGCUGCUUAGAUGAAAGUCUUGGACAUAACAGCAACAUGGGCAGUGAUUCAGGCACCAUGGGAAGUGAUUCAGAUGAUGAGAAUGUGGCUCAAAGAGCAUCCCCCGAGCCAGAGCUGAAUCUCAGGCCUUACCAGCUGGAAGUGGCCCAGCCUGCCCUGGAGGGGAAGAACAUCAUUAUAUGCCUCCCUACAGGGAGUGGGAAAACCAGAGUGGCCGUUUACAUUGCCAAGGAUCACUUGGAUAAGAAGAAAAAAGCAUCUGAACCUGGAAAAGUUAUGGUUCUCGUCAAUAAGGUACCAUUAGUUGAACAGCUCUUCCGCAAAGAGUUCGAACCAUUUUUGAAGAAAUGGUAUCAUGUUACUAGAUUAAGUGGUGAUACCCAAUUGAAAAUAACAUUUCCAGAAGUUGUCAAGUCUCAUGAUGUUAUUAUCAGUACAGCUCAAAUCCUUGAAAACUCCCUUUUAAACUCAGAAGAAGGUGAAGAUGAUGGUAUAGAGUUGUCAGACUUUUCUCUCAUCAUCAUUGAUGAAUGCCAUCACACCAACAAAGAAGCGGUUUAUAACAACAUCAUGAGGCGUUAUUUGAAACAGAAGUUGAAAAACAAUAAACUUAAGACAGAAAACAAACCAGUGAUUCCCUUACCUCAAAUAGUGGGACUAACAGCCUCACCAGGUGUCGGAGGAGCCAAAAAGCAAGCCAAAGCAGAAGAACACAUUUUAAAAAUAUGUGCCAAUCUUGAUGCAGUUACCAUUAAAACCGUGAAACAAAAUAUUAAUCUACUUAAAGAGCAAAUAAAGGAGCCAUGCAAAAAGUUUGUAAUUGCAGAUGACACCAAAAAAGACCCAUUUAAAGAUAAGCUGCUAGAAAUAAUGACAAAGAUUCAAAUUUUUUGCCAAAUUAGUCCAAUGUCAGAUUUUGGAACUCAACCCUAUGAACAAUGGCUCAUUCAAAUGGAAAAAAAAGCUGCAAAAGAAGGAAAUCGCAAAGAUCGUGUUUGUGCAGAACAUCUGAGGAAGUACAAUGAGGCCCUACAAAUUAAUGACACAAUCCGUAUGAUUGAUGCAUAUAAUCACCUUGAAACUUUCUACAAUGACGAGAAAGAGAAGAAGUUUGCGGUCCUCCUAGGAGAUGACAGUGAUGAGAGUGAUGACGAUGGCGAUAAUGAAGAUGUAGGUGAUGGAAAAACACCUUUGAAGCUGCAUGAGACAGAUGACUUUCUCAUAUCUCUAUUUUUGGGAAAUAAGAAAAAGUUGAAAAAACUAGCCCAAAACCCAGAACAUGAAAAUGAAAAGCUCAUCAAAUUGAGAAACACCAUAAUGGAACAAUAUUCAAGGACUGAAGGGUCAGCACGAGGAAUAAUUUUCACAAAAACACGACAGAGUGCAUAUGCCCUUUCCCAGUGGAUUACUGAAAAUGAAAAAUUUUCAGAAGUAGGAGUCAAAGCCCACCAUCUUAUUGGCGCUGGACACAGCAGUGAGUUCAAGCCCAUGACACAGAAUGAACAAAAAGAAGUCAUUAGUAAAUUUCGCACGGGAAAAAUAAAUCUGCUUAUCGCUACCACAGUGGCAGAAGAAGGUCUGGAUAUUAAAGAAUGUAAUAUCGUUAUCCGUUAUGGUCUCGUCACUAAUGAAAUAGCCAUGGUCCAGGCCCGUGGUCGAGCCAGAGCUGAUGAGAGCACCUAUGUUCUGGUUGCCCAAAGCGGCUCAGGGGUUGUUGAACGUGAGACAGUUAAUGAUUUCCGAGAGAAAAUGAUGUAUAAAGCUAUAGACCGUGUUCAAAAUAUGAAACCAGAGGAGUAUGCUCAUAAGAUUUUGGAAUUACAGAUGCAAAGUAUAAUGGAAAAGAAAAUGAAAACCAAGAGAAGUAUUGCAAAGCAGUUCAAGGACAAGCCAUCAUUAAUAAAUUUUCUGUGUAAAAACUGUAGUGUGCCAGCCUGCUCUGGAGAAGAUAUCUACGUAAUUGAGAAGAUGCACCAUGUCAAUAUGACACCAGAGUUCAAGAAACUGUACUUUGUGAGAGGAAACAAAGCACUGCAAACAACGUGUGCUGAGUAUCAAACAAAUGGCGAGAUAAUCUGCAAUAAAUGUGGCCAAGCUUGGGGAACGAUGAUGGUGCACAAAGGCUUAGAUUUGCCUUGUCUCAAAAUAAAGAAUUUUGUAGUGGUUUUCCAAAAUAAUUUACCAAAGAAACAAUACAAAAAGUGGGUAGAAUUACCAAUCACAUUUCCUGAUCUUAACUAUUCGGAAUAUUGUUUGUUUAGUGAUGAGGACUGACGUUUGAUUCCAGAUUUCUUUUAAAAAUAUUAACAACUUGACAUUUACAUGAUUUUGAUUGUUUUCAUCAUGCUACAGAACUUAUGUGAACAUUAAUAAAAGUCAAUGCUUUACUCUGUAUUGAGCUAUAUGAAAGAAGACAGUAUAUUAUGCUUUCAAUUUCUACCUUGUUGGUGGGCAGAGGUGAAAAAUGAAAACCUUCCAGCAAAACCCUUUAGUGUGGAGCAGUAUAUUGCUGUGGGAAGGAUGUUCGAGUAUAAAUAAGGAUCUGAGGUACUAAUCUCAGUCUUGUCACUAAAUUUCAGAAUAAAAUUAAGCAAAUCA
Molecule: messenger RNA, 3556 nt
Organism: Capra hircus (goat)
Lineage: Eukaryota; Metazoa; Chordata; Mammalia; Artiodactyla; Bovidae
Gene: IFIH1
Product: interferon induced with helicase C domain 1
Exons: 16
Coding region: 161-3232 (1023 amino acids)
Biological process (GO): response to virus; positive regulation of interferon-beta production; innate immune response
Cellular component (GO): cytoplasm
Molecular function (GO): ATP binding; zinc ion binding; DNA binding
Source: RefSeq, a predicted model, not a curated record